Staurois parvus is the source of this 675-nucleotide messenger RNA. Lineage: Eukaryota; Metazoa; Chordata; Amphibia; Anura; Ranidae. The record is from the annotation of a GenBank genome assembly.
GGAAGUACAGAGGUGAGCCUAGGCUGUGGCAAAGGUUGUGAAGCAUGUUCAGAGGUGAACGGAUGUAUUAAGUGCUUACCAAGGCUUUUUAUACUUUUGGAAAGGAAUGAUAUUCGACAGAUUGGCGUCUGCUUGCAGUCCUGCCCCCCAGGAUUUUAUGGUGAUCGUAGUCGCGAGAUAAACAAGUGUACAAAAUGUAGAGUGACAAACUGUGAGAACUGUUUCAGCAGGAACUUUUGCACAAAGUGUAACGAUGGCUUCUACUUACAUAAAGGAGUUUGCUACUCCACUUGUCCAGAGGGAUUUAUUGCAGCAAAUGGUACCAUGGAAUGCAGCUCCGAACAAUGUGAAAUGAGUGAGUGGGGAUCUUGGAGUCAUUGCUCUCGUCCAGCGAAACAGUGCUGGAAAAAGAAAGGAACACAAGUGAGAAGUCGGAAAGUUCUAAAAGCACCAUUGGGGGAAGCAUCCCUUUGCCCUGUCACAAAAGAAAGGAGGAAAUGUACAGUGCUCCAAACCCCCUGUCCAAAAGUAGUUACAGGAAAACCGAAGAAGGAAAACCAAGGAAAGGAAAAAAAGAACAGAAAUCGCAACAAGGAGGAAGGUGGAAACAAAAAAAGGAAAAACCAACAGCGAGUAACUUCCAUGCCCAUCACUCCUUCUCUCCCAGCAAAGUAG